Molecule: messenger RNA, 2086 nt
Organism: Corylus avellana
Lineage: Eukaryota; Viridiplantae; Streptophyta; Magnoliopsida; Fagales; Betulaceae
Gene: MGD1
Product: monogalactosyl diacylglycerol synthase 1
Biological process (GO): glycolipid biosynthetic process
Molecular function (GO): hexosyltransferase activity
Source: RefSeq, a predicted model, not a curated record
AUCAAGCUUUGCUAUUGUUAUUUCCAAAGAGCAUUUUGGUUCCAAAUCCCCGAAUCUACCCUCUCUCUCUCACCAAAUCCUGUCUCUGUGGCCACAAACCCCUCUCCCGAUUUCCUCUCUCUAAAGCCUCUAGCCUCGCUCUCUCUCUCUGAGCCACAAUCUCAAACCUUCACAGUUCACACUCACCUAUUCUGUCCUUCUUCUCUGUGCUGUGCUUUCUGCCACUCCCUGUGUGUGUGUGUCUCACUUGUCUUAUUAUAUGGUGCGGAGAAAACCCAUGUGGUUUUAUAUGACAAAGACCACCAUGGAUUAGUGGAUUAUUAUCAUUAUCUUCUCCUGCGCAAAAAAACAAACAGCUACCAUGCAACACGGAGGUUCCACCGUGUCCCAAGAAACCAGUGGCGUUUUCGAUCUCGUAUCUCAAUUGGGUCGCUUUGCCUUCAACACGAGACUGCAAAACUCGGCCUCAGAUGGGUGCUCUUCCUUGCUCUCCAAUUUUCUCUACUACGACCCUGUUGGUGGUUCAAUCGGUGCAAGAAAGCGCGGCGGGCGUGUCUCGCUGAGUUUGGGCGGUAGAGGCGCUUCGGGCAUUCGGAGAAUUUUGAAUGACUUCAAUAGGGCCAUUAAGUUUCAUUGUGAGAGACUCCCAAUUGGGUUCGCCUCGGUUCGGUUCGGCUCGGGGGACAACAAUGGGGUUAGAGAAGAUGGGUCUGUUGUGUUGGAGGACGAUGGCUUGGCCUUGAACGGUGUGGAGGCUGAGAGCCCCAAAAAAGUUUUGAUUUUGAUGAGUGACACCGGUGGGGGCCACCGGGCUUCGGCCGAGGCUAUAAAGGCCGCGUUUCAUGAGGAAUUUGGGGAUGAUUAUCAGGUGUUUGUUACUGAUUUAUGGACGGAUCAUACUCCUUGGCCAUUUAAUCAACUUCCUAGGAGCUAUAACUUCUUGGUGAAACACGGCACUUUAUGGAAAAUGACAUAUUAUGCAAGUGCUCCACGCGUGGUGCAUCAAUCUAAUUUUGCUGCAACUUCAACGUUUAUAGCUCGAGAGGUUGCCAAAGGACUGAUGAAAUACCAACCAGAUAUUAUCAUCAGUGUACAUCCGCUGAUGCAACAUGUUCCACUUCGCAUCUUGAGAUCAAAAGGUCUCUUGAAGAAGAUUGUCUUCACCACGGUAGUCACAGAUCUAAGCACAUGCCAUCCUACAUGGUUUCAUAAACUAGUAACAAGAUGCUAUUGCCCAUCAGCAGAGGUAGCAAAAAGGGCCUUAAAAGCUGGACUCCAGACUUCCCAAAUUAAGGUUUAUGGGCUACCUGUGCGACCUUCCUUUGUUAAGACUGUUCGGCCAAAGUUUGAACUAAGGAGAGAACUAGGAAUGGAUGAGAAUCUUCCUGCCGUGUUGCUGAUGGGAGGAGGAGAAGGGAUGGGUCCCAUUGAGGCUACCGCUCGAGCACUUGGGGAUGCAUUAUAUGAUGAGAAUCUCGGGGAGCCUGUAGGUCAGGUCCUUGUGAUAUGCGGCCGUAACAAAAAGCUCGCCAGCAAAUUGCUUUCAAUAGAUUGGAAGGUUCCUGUCCAGGUGAAGGGGUUUGUCACCAAAAUGGAGGAAUGCAUGGGAGCUUGUGAUUGCAUCAUCACGAAGGCGGGCCCUGGGACUAUUGCAGAAGCCAUGAUUCGAGGCCUCCCUAUUAUUCUGAAUGAUUACAUUGCCGGCCAGGAGGUUGGGAACGUGCCAUAUGUGGUUGAAAAUGGAUGUGGGAAAUACUCAAAAUCGCCAAAAGAAAUAGCAAAAAUUGUAUCAGAGUGGUUUGGUCCAAAAGCUUAUGAGCUGAGGGCCAUGUCCCAAAAUGCCUUGAAGCUGGCUCGCCCUGAUGCUGUAUUCAAGAUUGUUCAUGAUCUUCACGAGCUUGUUAAACAAAGAAGUUUCCUACCCCACUACUCUUGUGCUACUUAACUCAUUUUUGGUACACAUGGCAAAUUAGAUGAUAAUAUUCAUCCAACAAUAAUAUAGUAGUUUAUGUUUAUUCCUGCCCAUAAAAUAUCUGCAUCUGAUAUUUGAUAAAUGCAAAAUUCCGUAUAUCGAGCUUCAGCUUUC